AGGAGGAGUCAGUGUACCGCACCGAAGCUUGUGGAGCCUAUGCGAAGCAAGCGGGUAGAAGAUCGAAAAGAAUGCAUUGGAUGGAUGCCCGGGCAUUGAGAAGGAAGGACGCAUAGAAUGAACGAAGAGUCCAUAAGAUGAAAUCUUGAAUGAAAAAGCGUAGCGUGAGGAGAAUUCCUCCACUCUUUAUGUUAGAGAGUGCCAAAUUAAUUGGGGCCGGAGCUGCUACAAUUGCUUCAGCGGGAGCAGCUGUCGGUAUUGGAAACGUCUUCAGUUCUUUGAUCCAUUCCGUGGCGCGAAAUCCAUCAUUGGCUAAACAAUCAUUUGGUUAUGCCAUUUUGGGCUUUGCACUCACCGAAGCUAUUGCAUUGUUUGCCCCAAUGAUGGCCUUUUUGAUCUUAUUUGUAUUCUGAUCGUCAGUCUAUCUGACAUCAGAAAGUGGAAGCAGGCUAGUCCCCGAAAAUGCCCUUCCUUUGGAGUUGGGGUUCCAAAUCUUGACUCGUUCAGGGAUCCCAACCAUUAUCCCGUCGUUUCACCGUCGAGCUCUUAAAGAUUCUUCCAUAACACUUAUUCACCCCUAUUCUAUCUCGAACAGAGUACGAGGAAGCCCCCCGUAUGUCCCUCGGUAGUUUUCCCUAAUUUCUUCCCAUUCAGAGUCGAGUCGAAUCUAGUCGAAUCGAGACUUCCACUGUUGUCGUUGACAACUGAACGUACUAAGCCAGCCACCAUAUCUCAGGCCGAACUGGAAAACGGCAAAUGUGACACGGGCUAGCGGUGCCUCGCAUUCAGGGAAUGCUGAGUCGAACAAUCUUAUUAAGAAUCUGUCCAUCAACAGAGCGCAUCCCUCAUCUGCACUAGCCUUCGGUAAGGAAGGUCGUUAGAAGGGUAAUCUUCAUCGCUCCUCUAGUGCUUCUUUUGAUUCUUAAAGAAGUAGCGAUAUGCCCGCGUGCCAGACCUUCUCUAUCUUGCAUUAAGUGGAAUACAAAUCUCUAGCCCUGUGCUUUAAAAGCCUUCAUCCGGUCUAAAUCUGAUCUUGAUUCUGAAUCUAUCUAUUCCUUUCCCCGGCUGGGUCCUUUUCCACAUAAGGCUGAGUCCGGGGAAUGCUUUAUCUCAUCAGUGCCUAGCUUGAAUUCACCAGCUAUCGAUCUUCUGCGACUGACCGUAGGACUAUCUCGCUCCUCUCCUUCGAGUCGAGACUCCUCGCUAUCCUAUUCCUCGGUGGUUUUUGCGGAAAGGCAAGAUGUGCAGGAGUGAUAGGCGGAUAAUUGUCAUCUCUGGAAAUAGCCCCACCUAGAAAGUCCCUUCUUUCUUUGGCCCUCUGGCUAGUAGUGCUGCCUGGCGCUUUGGACAACCAUUGUAUGCAGGAUCGCGGACCUAGACUUGAUCGUUCAUCAGGAUCUGCGAAAGAGGUGAUUAAGAAAAAAAAGUGCUGGCUAGUCGGAUUGGGUUCGUCUCUUGGAAAAGAAAGGGCAGCGCCUUGGGGAGAUCGGGAUUCCUGUCUCAUCCAAUUGAAGCUCGGGCACGGAUAAAUCAAUGGAACGAAAUAGUCUAGUGAAAGAGCAAGCUUGACAGUGAGUUCCCGUCGCGUAAUCCACUUCAACUAUAGGGCUGUUUUAGUAGAGCCCCCUCUUGAAACGAAAUUGAUGAACGAGCCUAUAAGCGAGCCAAGUCGCCUUACAGGUGGAAAGGGCAUAUUACGGUUGAACAAAGGGAAUAUCAUACAAGCUACGCGGCUUCCUACCGUACCCACCCAGUCCAUGGAUGUAGGUGCGGAUAGUUUACGACAGGAUCUAUGGGGUGUGCCUGUUUUCGGUUUGAUAAAGGGGCUUCCAGGCGCGGGUGACUCCAUAAUGAUGCGGCCUUUGAGCGAGCACGUAGACUCAAGGGAAUUUACCCUUCAAACAAAGCCUUGGCGAAAGCCCCGCCUUCCUCGACAAAAAAGCGUACUAGAUGAGACGUUACACCUUUCCCGUAUAACUAAGUAUCCUUAAGCUCAUUCGCGAGUAUGCGCCUGUCCGAUCAUACCUCUUUGCCUCUUCUCGCCGUGUAUAUAGGUCUCGGUAGGCUUUCUGUGAGAAAACUAGGGAAUCAGAUUCAAGCAGCUCGUUGCUACACGAUCAGUCAAGCUAAGCUAAGAGAGAAAAGCGGCAGUCCUUCCAAUCAAACAAGCGACCAACGAAUUCCAACGAUUGCAGUGACAGCCAUCAAAGCAAGAAGUAUAGGCUUGCAGGAUCAAGUGGGAAGAGCGGAACUUGACAGGUCUCGCAGCUACUAAGCUAAGGGGCAGCUUUCAAAAAUGGCUACCGCAUCUGCGCUUUACUACGAUUUGGUGCGGAACUGAAAGCGGCAGAAAGAAAGCUUAAGGCAAGCUACAUAGGUAAUCAAAGAGCAAUCGAGAGCCGAAGGUCUGAUUCCACCUAGUGGCGAAUUCAACCAACAGAGAAAGCAAGCCUAGCCCUGCCUCCUCUUGAGCCUUUAAGUGUUGUUUUUCUGCUCCCCUUAUUAAUAUAAAAUGAAGGGAUUUUAUACCGCUUCAAAGAAAGUAAGAGCUGAUUACGGAGAGUAAUCGAUCUCCGCAUCUAAUUCCAAAGGAGCUGUGCUGGACACGGAAUAAAUCAAAUUGUGCAGGCUUUCCCAUUUUCUAUCACUACUAUCAUCCGAAUAUGAUAGGAUAGGUCUUCCAGCUAACUAGCUUACUAAGCCUCCCCUCGAAGCUGUCAACUGAUGCACCAGCUUCCGAUGUAGAGUCGAGAGAAGCCUUCCCUACUGUAUUGUAACUUUAUUCAGCAGGCCUAGCCGAUGGAGUGGAUGUAGCAGGCCACCCAAAGACCGCUUCUGCUGCUUAACCAGGGUCUCCUUGCCUGUCUGAACCAUUGCCGCAAAUUGCGAAUGUUAAGACACCAAAAUCUGCGUACAUAACCAAACUAUUUAAGAUGAUGGAUAUUGAGCGAGGAUAGGGAGCCCGAGCCAAGCCAAGGUCAUAAAGAAAUGUAACCAACGUUUAUUGGAAAAAAGCAAGCCCAAAGAUUUGGGACCAAAAGCGAUUAGCGGUGACCAUUGAAUAAGUUUCUUCAGCUUGAGUUGGGUUAAAAGCACGGAAUGUAUUUGCACCAUCACCAUCUUCAAAUAAAGUAUUUUCUACGGUAGCACCAUGAAUAGCGCAUAGGAGAGCAGCGCCCAAUACACCGGCAACUCCCAUCAUAUGAAAUGGGUUCAAUGUCCAAUUAUGAAACCCUUGGAAAAAAAGGAUGAAGCGAAAUAUAGCUGCUACACCAAAACUAGGCGCAAAGAACCAACCAGACUGACCUAGUGGAUAAA
Molecule: messenger RNA, 3318 nt
Organism: Rhodamnia argentea
Lineage: Eukaryota; Viridiplantae; Streptophyta; Magnoliopsida; Myrtales; Myrtaceae
Product: ATP synthase subunit 9, mitochondrial
Exons: 1
Coding region: 150-413 (87 amino acids)
Biological process (GO): proton motive force-driven ATP synthesis; proton transmembrane transport
Molecular function (GO): proton transmembrane transporter activity
Source: RefSeq, a predicted model, not a curated record